AUGACGGUCACCAAGCCAUCCACGAUGAAUGCAUCAGCCCUCGAGAUCCAAUGGACAAAGGAGCCAAAGCCGGUUCCAGCGCCAGGAUUCCCGGAGAUCACGAGCUUGAAAGCGACUACUGACCAUAUGAUUACGGUCUCUUGGACCUCCGCAAAAGGCUGGGAGCACCCCAAGCUCGUCCAUUACGGUCCGAUUCCUCUGAUGCCCUCGGCGAACGUCAUCCAAUACGCCACCGGCUGCUUCGAGGGCAUGGAGGUCUACCGCGGAUUUGACGGUCGUCUUCGACUGCACCGCCCGCUCUACAAUUGCAACCGCAUGCUUUCGUCAGCUGAGCGAAUCUCACUACCUGGCUUCGAGCCCGAAGAGUUGCUGAAACUUAUUCAUAAGCUUUGCGUGAUUGAAGCACCGAAGUGGCUCCCCAACGACAAGACCAGCUCCAUGUUGUACAUCAGGCCGACGCUGAUUGGGACAGACAGCAGCAGUCUUGGUCUCAGGGUUCCAGAGGAGGCGCUGCUCUACAUCUUUCUCAUUCACUGGCCGUCGCUUAACCCUACGACAGCCCCGAACGAUGACAACACGAAGAACGGAAUUCGGUUGCUGGCUAGUACGGAGUCGACUGUUCGAGCAUGGCCAGGCGGCACUGGAGCUGCCAAGGUAGCUGCCAACUAUGGUCCGACCAUUCAGGCUCAGGGCGAAGCUCGCCGACUGGGCUAUGACCAGAUCCUUUGGCUCUUUGGACCGGAUCGGCAGAUUACUGACGCUGGAUCCGCAAACGUCUUCGUCAUUUGGAGGACAUCGACGGGAGGUCUUCAGAUGGUGACACCGCCGCUCGAUGAAAGGAAGAUUAUUCUUGCAGGCGGAACUCGCAGAUCUAUCCUCGAACUGUCGCGCAAGAUGUUCGUCGGUGGCCCUGCGAAUAACGAUGUUGAAAAGGUUGAGGUGUUGGAAAGUGACAUUACCAUGUCCGAUAUUGUCCGGGCGGUCGACGACGAGAGUCUUGCAGCCGUCUUCGUGGUUGGGACUGCUGCCUGGGUUCAGCCGGUGGCUGAGAUCAUGUAUGACGGGCGCACGAUUCGUUUACCCUUGGGAAAAGUGCCGCAUAUUUCAUUGCUGAAGGAGAAAUUGGAGAGCAUCGUAUACGGAAAAGAGGCAAGUCCCUGGGGAGGAGUCAUUGACGAGAGCGAAUAA
This is a messenger RNA of Colletotrichum aenigma, 1188 nucleotides long. Its product is annotated as Branched-chain-amino-acid aminotransferase. Gene Ontology annotation, molecular function: branched-chain-amino-acid:2-oxoglutarate transaminase activity. Bases 1 to 1188 code for a protein of 395 amino acids. The record is from RefSeq and is a predicted model, not a curated record. Gene Ontology annotation, biological process: L-leucine biosynthetic process; L-valine biosynthetic process. Gene Ontology annotation, cellular component: mitochondrion. The transcript has a single exon. NCBI's taxonomy places the organism in Eukaryota, Fungi, Ascomycota, Sordariomycetes, Glomerellales, Glomerellaceae.